CGAACAUACAAAAUGGCAGCGCGCAUGAUGCUGAGUUUAUGUCGUUCACGUCUUCUAACAUCAGUCCCCGUAUCGCAGGCGUGCAGAAGAGGGACAGCAGUUGCAGCAGCUGCGCGCGAUAAAGUCGCGCUAAACAUACCGGAAACGCGCAUCAGCACACUGCCGAACGGCUUACGAGUGGCAACAGAAGAUUCAGGAAUCCCCACGUCCACGGUGGGUUUGUGGAUCGACGCCGGCAGCCGAUUCGAAAACGAUCGUAACAAUGGCGUCGCGCAUUUCCUAGAACACAUGGCAUUCAAGGGCACGAGUAAGCGUUCACAGACAGAUCUGGAGCUAGAGGUGGAGAACAUGGGCUCACAUCUGAAUGCCUACACGUCCCGUGAACAGACGGUCUACUAUGCCAAGUGCUUCUCCAAACACAUGGAACAAGGUAACGAGUCGUGGUUGUGUAUUUCUCUUUUUUUUAGAUGUAAACAACAAUACUUUAAUAAUAAUAAUAAUCAAUUUUCGUGUUGCAGGUCGAUCAGUCGUAAGGAUCUGGUUGAGUACAUCACGACUCAUUACAAGGGACCGAACAUUGUCCUCGCUGCAGCUGGAGGUGUCAACCACGAGCAGCUGGUGGGACUUGCCGACAAGUACCUCGGUGGUUUGAAGCCGAUGCCGGCGGGCCAGACCCAUCACCUGCAGCCCUGCAGCUAUACGGGCAGCGAGUUCCGUCACUCGGAUGACAGCAUGCCUCUCGCUCACAUCGCGCUGGCGGUCGAGGGGGCUGGAUGGGAGAACCCGGACACGAUCCCGCUCAUGGUCGCCAACACAAUCAUUGGUAUCUGGGACAGAUCUCAUGGAGCAGGAGGGAACGUUAGCAGCAACCUGACAAAGUCGGCUGCCGAGGGCAACCUGUGCAACAGCUUCCAGAGUUUCAACACCUGCUACACUGACACGGGUCUGUGGGGAAUCUACUUCAUCUGUGAGAAAGAAACCAUCCCCGACUUCAUACGCAGCGUGCAGGCCGAAUGGCGGCGCAUGUGCUUCGACGUGACGGACGCUGAGGUCACGCGAGCGAAGAACCUCCUCAAGACCAACAUGCUGCUGCAGCUCGACGGGUCGACGCCCAUCUGUGAGGACAUCGGCAGGCAGAUGCUGUGUUACGGACGCCGCAUACCACUGCAUGAGCUCGACGCGCGCAUCGAGGCGAUAACCGUCGACACGGUGCGAGGCGUCUGCACCAAGUACAUACACGACCAGCCGCCCACCGUCGUUGCCAUCGGUCCGGUCGAUCAGCUGCCACCGAUAGCGAUUUCGUGAGAGCUGGCAUGCGAGCGUAGCUGUCACAAGCUCUCGUAG
Molecule: messenger RNA, 1344 nt
Organism: Priapulus caudatus
Lineage: Eukaryota; Metazoa; Priapulida; Priapulimorpha; Priapulimorphida; Priapulidae
Product: mitochondrial-processing peptidase subunit beta-like
Exons: 12
Coding region: 13-1305 (430 amino acids)
Cellular component (GO): mitochondrion
Molecular function (GO): metalloendopeptidase activity; metal ion binding
Source: RefSeq, a predicted model, not a curated record